Messenger RNA from Toxorhynchites rutilus septentrionalis, 912 nucleotides. RefSeq names its product general odorant-binding protein lush (gene lush). NCBI's taxonomy places the organism in Eukaryota, Metazoa, Arthropoda, Insecta, Diptera, Culicidae. Bases 315 to 755 code for a protein of 146 amino acids. Gene Ontology annotation, cellular component: extracellular region. The record is from RefSeq and is a predicted model, not a curated record. The transcript is spliced from 5 exons. Gene Ontology annotation, biological process: olfactory behavior; sensory perception of smell. Gene Ontology annotation, molecular function: dibutyl phthalate binding; odorant binding.
UUUGAGUUCGAGCGCGUUCGUCUUAAUUAUAUAUCUCUUCUGUCUAGCUUAUAAUUACCGGCAACGAACUUAUACUAUGAUUGCAAUUUUUGCUAGAUCGGUUAUCAUGACACCCAAUUGAUGCUUAAGCUUUUGUUUUAUUUAAUGCAGCUUGAGUAAUGCUAUUAGUGAGGCGGGUAGAGAUUAACAAAAUGAUUCAGUAUAUUCGUGGUAUAAAUAUCAAUGGAUUCAUCGACAGCUCUUAUUUUGUUAUGAGUUAUCAUGGUAUAUCGAGAGUUAUCAUCCAAAUUAUCAUUCAAGUAUGAUUAAGCACUAUGGAAAGUUCAGUGAUUGUGACACUGGUGUUAAUUUUCAAUAUAUUGAGUCUAAGUUAUGGCGCGAUGACAAUGAAGCAGCUUAAAAAUUCACUAGAGAUGAUGCGAAAAGCUUGUGCACCCAAAUUCCAAGUAGAUGAAGCAACACUGGAUGCCCUUAAAGCAGGAAAUUUUCCACCGGAGCCUGACAAUGAGAUAAAAUGCUAUACUGUCUGUAUAGCUCAAAUGGCAGGAACGCUUACAAAGAAAGGGGACUUAAGUUAUUCCAAAACAUUAGCCCAGAUCGAUGCUAUGCUUCCGUCCGAGCUGAAAGCGCCCGCUAAAGAAGCUUUGAAUGCUUGCAAAAAUGCACAAUCGGGCUAUAAAGAGAGCUGUGAUAAAGUUUACUACUCCGUGAAAUGCGCCGCUGAAUUCAACCCAGACGUGUUUCUAUUCCCCUAAGAUUAUGGUGGCUGAUAAAAAUGGACAAUGAUUCUGAUCGAAUGAAAUAAAUGUUAUAGACUCUCAAUUUAUCGAUUUUGUAGAUUAAUGUUUGCACAUUUCUGUCUCUACAUAACGCAAAUAUAUGCAAAUAAAUGUAAUUGUGUGUUGUAUUAAA